Molecule: messenger RNA, 5122 nt
Organism: Bursaphelenchus xylophilus (pine wood nematode)
Lineage: Eukaryota; Metazoa; Nematoda; Chromadorea; Rhabditida; Aphelenchoididae
Source: the annotation of a GenBank genome assembly
AUGGCUAGUGGACUUGGAGUUGUCGACUUCUUGUAUGAGGAGGACUUCACGGACUUCAAAUGGUGCGAUGUUAAUGUCAAGGAUCAGGUCAGGCAGUACAAAUUGUAGAAUUCAAUUUUCAGUAGAGCAGUUUAUAUAAUACUAUUAACUAUAGAAGCAUUAUCUACUACUUUUUAGGUUCAAAGAGAGCUAAAUGGAGGGCUUCCAGCUUCAGAAUAUUUGGUUAAUGACAUGGAGAAUAUCAAGAUGUUUUCAGAUCCUCUAAGGUGCCAAGAAGCUCGAAACGACACUCUCCUAAUCAUUGUAAAGACAGGUGCUGAUCGUAUAGAGGUAUGUAUGGGUUUAAAACACGAUUUUUGAGUCAGGGCAUCAGCGGUGGGCUUAGGAAAAAAUCGAUUUUGAGAUUUUUGGCUUAAGACAGUCGGUAGCACUUGUGGAAGAAAAGCUAAAAAUAGUUUUGCCUAAUUAUCCCCGGAAGGCAUAUUUUUUUACAAAAUACGUUUUUACACUUCAAAGCCUCUGGAGGCCGAUAGGAUUCGACCACGGAGAUUAAACCGGGCAUACAAGGGUUUUUGACACCGAGGAAUCUGAAAAUCGUAGCAUUUUUACCGUCGGAUUACUGUAACAUGGUCAUACUGUAAUCCGGUCGAUAAAAAUCGACGAUAACUUCUUUAGAUCAAAAAUGCCACAGGAUUUUAUUGCAGAUUCGGAAUCAGCAUAAAAUUCUGCUCCGGAUACAUGUAAAAUAUGUUCAAAAUUCCGUGGCCCAACCUCUGUAGUAUAGUGGUUGUGCGCCAGGAUUAUCAAUCUGGCGACCCUGGUUCGAUUCCCGGUGGCUGCAAAUGGCAGAAAAUGGACUAUAAAAGGGCGGAAACUUGGAGAAAAGGGAAAGUAAAUUACAGAAAAUUAAUUUUAUGCUACUUAGGACCAGUUUUAAAGUUUUUGCACGAAUUCCGCAUAAAUUACGGUUUUUAUGGAAAACGCCUCACAGCAUUCGUAAGAUCGCCCCAAAUGGCAACUAAAGAGUUGUGGUGAAUCUACAUAACGCUUGCGAACCAAUGUUCAUCAUAUCCGCCGAGGAAUGCAAUAUAAAACAAAAUAAAACAGUUAUUUAAUUUUCAGAUGGAAGGACGCAUGUUAUAGCCCCGUAGUUUAGCCUCUGUUCCUUACCAACUGAGUCUCCAUGUAGAUUUAUCAUUAGAACGUCCACGCGCUCCGUUUUUCAUGGGAUACGCAAGACGGCCUAAGUUUUACAAGCUGUGUGAUCCCGGUGCUAUUAGGGAAUCUUAUAUGACUUUUUGUGAAUCUUAUAUGACUUUUUGGUCAAAUAUUGUUCUGCUCGAUAAACCUCGGCCGCAGCUCGCCUUCUUAAAAACCCGAAUUUGAAAGAAAACCCAGGCUAUCCCAAAAAUUUAACCAAAUAAGCAGAAAUGGACUUAUUUUCGCAGUAGGAAGCCUCAGUAACCCCUUCUGUAAAUUUUAACCAGAUUGCUCCACUUUCCGGAAAGCUAUAAGGCGUUUUCCAUAAAAACCGUAAUUUAUGCGGAAUCCUUGCAAAAACUUUUAAACUGCUCCUAAGUAGCAUAAAAUUAAUUUUCUGUAAUUUAUUUUCCCUUUUUUCCAAGUUUCCGCCCUUUUAUAGUCCAUUUUCUGCCAUUUGCAGCCACCGGGAAUCGAACCUGGGUCGCCAGAUUGAUAAUCCUGGCGCACAACCACUAUACUACAGAGGUUGGGCCACGGAAUUUUGAACAUAUUUUACAUGUAUCCGAAGCAGAAUUUUAUGCUGAUUCCGAAUCUGCAAUAAAAUCCUGUGGCAUUUUUGAUCUAAAGAAGUUAUCGUCGAUUUUUAUCGACCGGAUUACAGUAUGACCAUGUUACAGUAAUCUGACGGUAAAAAUGCUACGAUUUUCAGAUUCCUGGGUGUCAAAAACCCCUGUAUGCCCGGUUUAAUCUCUGUAGUCAGAUCACAUCGGCCUCCAGAGGCUUUGAAGUGUAAAAACGUAUUUUGUAAAAAAAUAUGCCUUCCGGGCAAAAUUGGGCAAAAAUAUUUUUCGCUUUUCUUCCACAAGUGCUACCGACUAUUUUAAGCCAAAAAUCUCAAAAUCGAUUUUUUCCUAAGACCGGGCCCCACUACUGGCUGACGCAGUGACUCAAAAAUCGUGUUUUAAUAGUUUUUAAGGUUUACCUUAUUUCUAACUGCAUUAUCUGUUAUUAGGGUUGUUAAUUUGACAGAAUUUUUCACAAUGACGUAAAAUUGCGUCAUAUUGCCAUCAUUUUGGCUAAACUGUAGAUUCAGCUAUACGAAGCUUUCACACGCGAGUUUAACAUACACUAUGAUGAAUACGUUAAUAGUAGUCGUAAUUUUACUUCUUAUUUUAUCGGUCGUUUUGACAGGAAGGAGAAUUUAGUUUAGUUAAUGAAUGUUUGCCCUUCUAAGGCAUAUCACGAGCUAUUCAUUUAUAAGUUUAUUGGGUGUUCAAUAACAGGUCAAAUACAAUAGAUUACAAUUAUGAUAUCUAAGCGGGUCACAUACGCAUGGUACACAACGAAUCUAUUGUUCGCCCGUGGGUUUUGCUCGUACAUUGCUGGAGCGUCCCCAGAAAACCUUACGACCCAUCCGGGGAGCUCGGCCUGGUAUAGGAUAAGUGGCUGGCCUGCAGCGAAAGGGGCCUGUUUAUAGAUAGCCAAUUGGCUAUUUGACAGUACAUAUGAACCCAACGAAUCCGUAGCGGUGAUGUGAUGGUCUGUAUAUGCCAUCACGCUCCCGAGGAUGACGUUGACCCUCCGUGUGAACAAGAGGGUGAGUGGGACAGCUGUUGUCCGAACUACGGGAAGGCCGUUGACCUGAUAGCUCUAGGGGCCCCAUUUGGUUGUUGAACUUCUCGUUCUGGGACUGGGGGCUCGGCUCGUUCCGGGAUCGGGUCUUCCUGAACUGCAGGUUUUACGUCCAUGGCGUCAUUUGGCGGUUGGGCUGCCCAAGCCUCAAUAUUGAUCAGCGCCUCCUCAAUUCCAUCUUCAGUGUGGUAUUACGAGUGGCUGUAGCGGUACAGCUUCUUCGUUGAGGCUAAGUGUCGAUAUGGAUUUGGACAAAGACAUAGUGCGUUCGUCUCUACAAUAUAAAGUUUAAUAUGACAAGGAAAGUACUUGUAUGGGGGCUCCUACUUUUUGACGGGACAUAUCUCAAAAAAUCAGAAAAAAUGUGCUGAUCAAGGAUAUAUAGAUCUUAGCUGCCCAUUUUAGGUUUUUAGGGGUGAAAACUCAAUCGGAAGUUGACUUAAAGUCCUAUAUGAACCCCUUUUCGCUUAAUUUUUCACAGGUUUACAAUUUUUAUUUUGGCUUAAAAUGAUGUUUAUUGAGUUUCUAAGACGUAAUAAGACUGUCUUGGCCCAAAAAUUUAUUUUUCCGACCUUCAACUUCAAAAAAAGUUGAUUCAGCCCAAAAGGGAAAUCGAACCUGUGCGGCGUCACCCUCUUGAUUCCCAGACUACGGCACUAACCACUCGGCCACACCGCUCUCUUCCGAAGGAAGAGACUGACUGCGCUUUUUAUCGUUUCGAAUGCCUGCGCCUUUUGUAGGGAAAUUAAGCCAGUUUUUGGGCAUUUUCACCCCUAAAAACCUAAAAUGGGCAGCUAAGAUUUAUAUAUCCUUGAUCAGCGCAUUUUUUCUGAUUUUUUGAGAUAUGUCCCGUCAAAAAGUAGGAGCCCCCAUAAAAGUACUUUCCUUGUGAGAAUAAAAAAAAUAAACAAGAUCGCGUCCGUUCGCUACCGCUGUCCCAGCAUAUAAUAAUGAAUGCGGGGCCGGAGCUUGCUCCUAUAAUCAUUGAUAUCAGUUUUAUCUGUUAUCUUGUCUUUCUCAGACUUUUCUCUGCGGUCGCGGGAGAUGCGGUAGUCGUAACAAAGGACGCCUUUGAUCUCAGUUGCGUCAAUGCACUUUUGUUCGUUGGAAUCGUUUUGCGAUUCGACGGUUCCUGUAUACAAGGGUCCGUCCGGCGUCUUGUACCGCUUGACGUGGUUGAGGUGAACCAUAAUUGGCUUGUUGCGUGGGUCGUCCAUGCUCACAAUGGUACAAUGAGGGGGACUAAUAUCGAUGACCCGGUAAUACCCUACCCAUCUUGGUAGGAGUUUAGGAUGACACAAUCAACAAAAACUUUCCAAAAAAGUUCAAUUUGACAAUCAAAAUGUCAAAACAAUUUGACAUGAUGAAUAUGACGGCAACUCGACAACGUGACUCAACACGUUGUCGAAGUUAACGACCCUAUUUAUUACACUUUUCUUUCAGCGACGGAAUGCUUAUCGCGCAACAUUAUCGAGGAUAAAAUCGAGGGCUGGAUGGAAUAUACAAACGGUAUUCGUAAUGGGGCAUCAUGGAAAUAACAUCAACACCUUGAUCGAGGAAAACAAAAAAUAUAUGGACAUGAUUAUUGGAGAUUUCCGGGAUCAUUACUACAACAACUCGUAUAAGGUAAGUCAACUCUCUUCAUCUCUUUUAUUGCUAUUUUAGUUAAUUUAUGCUAUGAAAACGGCCAUGAAUUUCUGUUCGGAAGUCCCGUUUCUCCUCUCACUGGAUGAUGAUUACAUUAUCAAUAUCGAUAAUGUCAUCAGAUAUGUGAGUGGCCGAGUAAAAGAUGAAAAGUUAUAUGCUGGAUGGAGAAUGUACGGAGAACCUUAUCGAUAUCGAUUCAACAAGUUUGGAGUGAGCGAGGAUCUCAUAUUUUAUAUUGUUUUAGUUGACCUUGAAAGAGUAUCCGUACAAUUUAUUUCCUCCGUUUAUAACUGGAGGCAUGGUUUUCUGGUCUCCGUUAGCUGUCAAAGAGUUUUACACUGCGAUGAAGUACUGUAAAAUGCACAAAUUUGACGACGUUUGGAUGGGUAAGCCUUUAUUUUCAACUUUUGAGCCUUUUAUUCUAAUUUGUUUAGGAAUCCUUGCUUAUCUCCUAGAUUAUCAUCCUCAAUCACUCCCUGAAGCCAAUGUCCAUCGAAGUAAGGACAUAAAAACCCCGUCUUUAGAUGGGAAGCUUGGAGAACAUGGGUAUUCCGCAUCAGAGAUUGCAGAUUACCUUAGAUACCUCAAUUCGAACACAUCUCAACCUACAGAUCUCAGAACUGACGCCCGUAACAACUGA